AUGGCGCCCCACGCCGGAGGGGACUCCUCCUCCUCCUCCUCCUCCUCCUCCUCCGACCAAUACAAGCCCCAAGAUGCUGUCCACGCCGCCCUGACAAUGGGUGCCCUCUUCGGCACCGGAGGUCUCUUCCUCGCCGCCGUCAAGACUUCCCUCGAGAAGAAGCACGUCGGUCCCUGGGCUGUCUUUUCCAAGCACGGCAACAUCGCCGCUACUUUUGCCGCCGUCGGCUCAGUCUACGAGUUCUCCCGCGUCGCCUCCGCCAACCUCCGCGAGAAGAACGAUCACUACAACAAUGCUAUCGCUGGUGCUUUUGGUGGUGCUGUCUUGGGGUUGAGAGCCGGUCGCAUCCCCGCCAUCCUAGGCUACGGCGCCGUCAUGUCCGUCACCUCGGCCGUCUUCGAGUACACCGGCGGCCGCAUCCAAGGCGCCGGCCGCAACCCCGACGUGGACGAGUUCGAGCGCAAGGAGAUGCUCCGCAAGAGAUACAGAAGGCCGGUGGAGGAGACGAUUGCUGAGAUUGGGGAGGGGAGAUCCAUCAAGCUCCCUGGAUACGAUGAGCGGAGAGCACAGAGGCUCAAGGAGGCCUACGGCUUCGAGGUGAAGCCUGUAUGCGCGGAUCCUGACCGUGCUUGA
Messenger RNA from Podospora anserina S mat+, 633 nucleotides. RefSeq lists its product as uncharacterized. The coding region runs from base 1 to 633 and encodes 210 amino acids. The transcript is spliced from 4 exons. The record is from RefSeq and is a predicted model, not a curated record. NCBI's taxonomy places the organism in Eukaryota, Fungi, Ascomycota, Sordariomycetes, Sordariales, Podosporaceae. Gene Ontology annotation, biological process: mitochondrial respiratory chain complex I assembly.